Molecule: messenger RNA, 1784 nt
Organism: Tuber melanosporum (Perigord truffle)
Lineage: Eukaryota; Fungi; Ascomycota; Pezizomycetes; Pezizales; Tuberaceae
Exons: 3
Coding region: 173-1030 (285 amino acids)
Biological process (GO): protein targeting to vacuole; protein transport to vacuole involved in ubiquitin-dependent protein catabolic process via the multivesicular body sorting pathway
Cellular component (GO): ESCRT-0 complex
Molecular function (GO): ubiquitin binding; phosphatidylinositol-3-phosphate binding; metal ion binding
Source: RefSeq, a predicted model, not a curated record
CCCAAUCCUUAUUCCGGCCACUGCAACAGCCCACAUAACCCCCGGCCAUUUGUCAUUUUCUCGACAAACAAGCUCCGUCGGUACCAUCCCCAUCACCACUCCCGUUAUCUCCAUCUAUCAGUCGAUCCAGCUUUGAUUUAUUUUGCCUUUUCAGUCAGCAAACUCCCCGAAGAUGCCCUAUCCUUCUCCAUCGCUGCAACCACAACGUCGCUCUGCGCAGCAUUCCAACAAUACCUCUCCACCGGCUACUCAACAUACUCAAAUGAUUCAACCGCCGCAGUUCAAUGCAUUCCCGACCUCGCCUUUCUCUAAUCUCGCCCACCUUCCGGCCCCUUGUCGCCAACUCCAUCCGCCAAAGUCCCCACUAUAUCGACCCGCUGUGCUUCGUUCAAUUGAGAGGCCUGUUAGACGUGAAAAUUCACCUCUUACGCCGCCGACGAGCUCUGCGGCCUCUGUGAAUGAAGAGUAUGUUGGUGAUGGAGAGUAUAAGAAUGGCAUGGACAUUCGAAGUGCUGGUUAUGGUGGCUAUCUCGGUGGAGAAGAUUUUGGAAUUGUUGGUUUGGAGGAAGAGGGGAAGGUUACGGGUCCCCCAGGAAAAGGACAUUGGAAGCCUGACGCCGAAGCCGUUACCUGUGACGCGGUUAUGUGUGUUAAAAACUUCUCAUUUGUUCUGAGAAGACACCACUGUCGACGAUGCGGCAACGUAUUUUGUGCACAACAUACAGCCCACACAGUUCCUCUCAACCAAAACGCUCGCUUUCACAUUCAAGGAUAUCAAGAAAGGGCCUGUGAUAAUUGCUGGAAUGACUACACACGUUUGCUCGACGCUAAAAGGACGGAUUCUCUGAGCUCUAGCAAUAGCAGCGGCUCAACCCUUAGCAACAACCAUCCUAGCCCUAGUAGUCCUGUCAUGAAUAUGGGUGUCAGAGGCACCGGUCCCGGAAAUGGAAGAGGAAUGGACGGGCUCGGUGCAAAAGUUGGCAGUUAUGUUGGCAGUGUUCCUAGAGAUUGGAGCUGGAGCACCUUUUAGGUCAAUUCAAUUUGGAUGCGGGUGGACAAUACUGCAGUGAGGUCGGCGGAAUAGGCUAUAGUUAUCAACUAUGACUAUUUUGCUUCGACUGGAGUAUAUGUCAACAAUCUGUCACUUGACUGGCGGUAUGGGUUUAAAGGUUGUGCGUUUGUCAUGACAGGGGGGAGCUUCCCCCCCCUCUUUUCCGGCUUAUUGGGUUGAAAUCGGCGGUCUGUGGUGAAAAACGUUGUGUCUUAUUUCCCUUUUUUCGGGCACGAGUUUCUUUGCCAGAUCUCUCACCAGUUGAGCUUCUGAAUGGCUCCUGCUCUGCUUUUACGUUUGUGUAAUUUUGUUCCUUUCUUCUUUUCUUUAGGUUUCCUGAUGUAUUUUCUAUCUCGUCAUCAUCACCGUCAUACCAUAGAUUUCAUCUCAUGUUUCUGGGCAGUUUUUUAUGCUUUACGGAUUGUAUUCCAAUGGGUGUUUUUUCUUUCUUUCCUUUCUUUCUGUUACGAUGUCUUCUGGUUUGGCACUAUGUUCUAAGGUUUUAUGUGCCGUGUGUGUGUGAUUAAAGGAAUUCUGGUUGGUUGGUUGGUUGGUUGACUGGGUUGUAAUGGGGGGGAGAUCGUGGUGUUCAGUAGAUAGGGUGGCACUGGGGUUUUUUUUCUACUCUUUGUUUCUCUUCAUUUCCCAGAGGGGCUGCGGGACAUUGGGGGGGGUUUCUAUUUGUACUCACUUGUAGAGAGGUUAUGGAGUUUUUUUCACCCUUUCGGCCACA